Papaver somniferum (opium poppy) is the source of this 798-nucleotide messenger RNA. RefSeq names its product lamin-like protein. The coding region runs from base 138 to 641 and encodes 167 amino acids. The transcript is spliced from 2 exons. Gene Ontology annotation, cellular component: plasma membrane. Lineage: Eukaryota; Viridiplantae; Streptophyta; Magnoliopsida; Ranunculales; Papaveraceae. Gene Ontology annotation, molecular function: electron transfer activity. The record is from RefSeq and is a predicted model, not a curated record.
UUAUCACUAAUCACUGUUUACCUGACUUUUUUAUACAUAAAACCCACACAUUACCCCUAACUUCCACAUAAAUCCUGUUCUUUAUUUUUUUUCUUGAGAGACAGUGUGUGUGAGAGAGAGCUGGUGAGAAUACAGCAAUGGAGAUGUCAAGAUUUGGGCUGGUGCUUGCUUGUUCUGUGUUAAUGGUGGUGAUGAUGAUGCCAUGUGAAGUUGAAGCUAAGAGAUGGACUGUUGGUGGGAACAAAGGAUGGACUUCAAAUGUUAAUUACACUAUUUGGGCUCAAGAUAUCCAGUUUUACAAAGAUGAUUGGCUCUUCUUUGUGUAUGAUAGGAACCAACAGAAUGUGUUGCAAGUUAACAGGACUGAUUACGAGUCUUGCAAUGAAAACAACCCCAUUCACAGUUGGACCACUGGAGCCGGUAGAGAUGUUGUCCCACUCAAUGUGACAAAGCAUUACUACUUCAUCAGUGGACAUGGUUUCUGCUACGGAGGAAUGAAAUUAGCUGUUCAUGUCAUAAACCCACCACCACCACCAAGAGCAUCUCCAAUUAAGAGUGACAGUGCUCCAUCAGCUAGUUUUGGUCUCCGAUCUGCAAUGGCUUUUGUGGCAGCAUGGACAUUUGCGUCCCAAUUGUUUUAGUUUGUGAAAUCGUCUCUCUAAUCACUAUUGCUAAUUUAUCAAAUUGGUUCAUUGAAGAGUAAUCAUCUGUUGUGAUCAUUUGUGUUACAAAAAAUUUGUUGUAGUUGUGAAAUCAAAAAAGCUUUUGUGAUGUUUAAAUUUUUACUGUUUCUGCUGA